Molecule: messenger RNA, 1362 nt
Organism: Enhydra lutris kenyoni (northern sea otter)
Lineage: Eukaryota; Metazoa; Chordata; Mammalia; Carnivora; Mustelidae
Product: growth differentiation factor 9
Exons: 2
Coding region: 1-1362 (453 amino acids)
Biological process (GO): BMP signaling pathway; SMAD protein signal transduction
Cellular component (GO): extracellular region
Molecular function (GO): cytokine activity; growth factor activity
Source: RefSeq, a predicted model, not a curated record
AUGGCGCUUCUCAGCAACUUCUUCCUUUGGUUUUCCUGCUUUUCCUGGCUGUGUUUUCCUACUAGGCUUGGUUCUCAGGCUUCUAGAGGAGAAACUCAGAUUGCAGCUGGUGCUGAGUUGAAGUCUGAGGCUGAGCCUUGGUCCUUGCUACAGCGUCUAGAUGAAGGAGACAGAUCUGACUUCCUUUCUCCUGUUUUCAAGGUUCUGUAUGAUGGGCAAGGUGGCACCCCUAAGCUGCAGCCAGACUCCAGAGCUUUGCGCUACAUGAAGAGGCUCUAUAAGGCAUAUGCAACCAAGGAGGGAAUCCCUAAAUCCAACAGAAGUCCUUUCUACAACACUGUUCGGCUCUUCACAUCCUGUGCCCAGCGCAAGCAGGCUCCUGGGGACCAGGCAACAGGAUCUGUUCCAUCAUUGGAUCUGCUGUUUAACCUGGAUCGUGUUACUGCCGUUGAAAACUUACUGAAGUCAGUCUUGCUCUAUACUUUCAGCAACUCCAUUUCUUUUCCCUCUGCUGUUAAAUGUGUGUGCAACCUGGUGAUCAAAGAGCCAGAGUUUUCUAGCAGGACCCCCCGUAGAGCUCAGUCCUCAUUUAACUUCAACUUACAGUUUGAAAGUAAAAAGAAAUACAGAUGGUUUGAGGUUGAUGUGACCACUCCUCUUCGGCCUCUAGUGGCCUCCAACAAGAGAAGUAUUCACAUGUCUGUCAAUUUAACCUGCGAGAGAGGCCAGCGGCAGGAUUCUUCAGCCUGGGACAAGCCAUUUAACAUGACUCUUCUGGUGCCCCCCUCACUGCUUUUAUAUCUGAAUGACACAAGUGCUCAGGCUUAUCAUGGGUGGUAUUCCCUUCGCUACCAACGGAGGCCUUCACAGCGUGCUGACCAGAACGGUGGUCUGUCUGUCUGCUCCAAGGGAGAAGGGUCGGCAGAGGGUGUAAGAUCUUCCCGUCACCGGAGAGGUCGGGAAACUGUCAGCUUGGCAUUGAACAAGCCUCUGGUUCCAGCUUCUUUGAAUCUGAGUGAGUACUUUAAACAGUUUCUUUUUCCCCAACACGAGUGCGAGCUCCAUGACUUCAGGCUUAGCUUCAGCCAGCUGAAGUGGGACAACUGGAUCGUGGCCCCGCACAGAUACAACCCUCGAUACUGCAAAGGGGAGUGCCCCAGGGCAGUUGGAUAUCGGUAUGGCUCGCCAGUUCACACCAUGGUGCAAAACAUCAUCCAUGAGAAGCUCGACUCCUCAGUGCCAAGACCGUCAUGUGUUCCUGCUAAAUACAGCCCUCUCAGUGUUCUGACCAUUGAGCCAGAUGGCUCAAUCGCUUACAAAGAAUAUGAAGACAUGAUAGCCACUCAGUGCACCUGUCGUUAA